This is a messenger RNA of Somion occarium, 381 nucleotides long. The record is from the annotation of a GenBank genome assembly. NCBI's taxonomy places the organism in Eukaryota, Fungi, Basidiomycota, Agaricomycetes, Polyporales, Cerrenaceae.
AUGCUUGUCCAGUAUUGGACCCGACGAUAUAAACAUUUGGUAUCCGGUGAACCUGGUGGGAGUGCUCAACACCGAGCAAGUAUCCGGACCUAUCUGCGAGAGGGUUUGGAUCUGUCAUGCCUGGAGUUCUUUGCCAGAUUCGUGCUAUCUGCGUUUAUGCACAUAUCGGUCUUCCUCUUCCUCGCAGGACUUCUUCUUUUCUUCAGGAACAUUAACAUGGCAGUUGCGCAUGCCGUCGAGGCAUGGGUAACAAUAUGUGGUAUAUUUGUUUCUCUCGAUAUGCUCCAACUAGCUCCCAUCGUACCCUGGCAAACCGUGGAUCCAAUUGCUAACAAGUCAGGAAUGGGCAUUCUGGAAAGAACAAAUAUGCAGGCGUAUUGA